UCUCAUCUCUAAGAAUGAAGACCAGAGUUCUCUUUAACGGCUCCCUCCCAUUCCUGUCACGUAUUUAUUGUGACAAAAUUUUAAAUCCUCUUAAUAGAAGAAAUGGAAGCUGUUAACUGGAGGGCAGCAGGACACGUUUUAGUUAUGCACAUCUUGUUCCUCUCCAUAACUCCAGGAAAUGCACAGAUCGAUGGCUUUGUCAUACAGCUGCGCUGAGCACUGUAGGCAUCCUUAACUCCAAUUGACUUCGCUGGAAUCAAUGGGCUCUUGGAGCCUCUUGGAAGAGAGUCUUGGCAUAUUCAAGUGUGCUUCAGCAGACACAGUGGGUACGAGCAUCACUGCCCACCGGCAGAACACAGCUGCUGCUGGGCGAGGGGAGAACGGGCAGCCAGGGAGAGGGGGACCGUUCUCCAAGUGUUCAAGAGACCAGAUUCCUCUUCUUGCCUUUCUAUGGAUUGUGGGAUCCGAGCCACAGGACUUCCCCAUCUCGGAGCUCUCUGUUUUGAAGCCAGGGUGUGAAGUUAAACGUGUUAAAGGUAAUGAGAUGGUCAGCUACAACGGCGGUGGGAACUGCAUGAGUGUGAAUGGCAGAGGCUUUCCAACCAGGCAGCGUCAGCUGUUUGUGUGCAGGGAGAGCCAGUCUCGAAUUUCUUCCAGCGCUUUAACCUCUGAGACACCUCGUGGUGGAAACAUUCACUGCUGCUGGCAUCUCGACAGGUUCCCUUCUAAACAACGUGGGGCUUCCAUCCUGCUGCCUGUGGAAGCAGCCAGUGUCAACACGGCUUUGGGGAGAAGAUCCCUCGGGAGCAGGUUUUUGUUUCAAAAACGUAAAGCCACGGGGAAGUUCAUUUCGCAAGGAGUGAAGGAAACACCCCGGGGCUGAGCCAUGCCAGCAUCCCGGGACUGAACUGUGCGAGUAUCCCGGGGCUGAACCGAGCCAGCAUCCCAGGCUGAACCGAGCCAGCAUCUCGGAAAUGAACCGAGCCAGCGUCCUAGGCCGAGACAUGCCAGCAUCUCAGGCUGAACCGAGCCAGCAUCCCGGGACUGAACCGAGCCAGCAUCCUGGGCUGAACCGUGCCAGCAUCCCGGGCCGAGACGUGCCAGCAUCCCGAGGACUGAGCCAUGCCAGCAUCCCAGGCUGAACUGUGCGAGCAUCCCGGGGCUGAACCGAGACAGCAUCCCGGUACCGAAUCAAGCAUCCCGGGCGUCCCCGCGCCUGAUUGACUCCCGGGCAGCCAAUCGCGAGCCGCGCUCUGCCCUGGCUCCGCCUCCCGCGGGUCAAACGGUCCAAUGAGCACACGGGAGGCUAACGGAUCCCCCGUGCCGAUGUCAGUGGUCAAACGAGCCAAUGGGCUGCCGGCAGGGCCUGAACCAAUCAGAUCAAAGAGUCUCGCGGA
This is a messenger RNA of Cuculus canorus (common cuckoo), 1397 nucleotides long. RefSeq lists its product as uncharacterized. Bases 260 to 883 code for a protein of 207 amino acids. The transcript has 2 exons. NCBI's taxonomy places the organism in Eukaryota, Metazoa, Chordata, Aves, Cuculiformes, Cuculidae. The record is from RefSeq and is a predicted model, not a curated record.